AAGGGCAUUCACUCAACGCGCGGGAAGAAAAUGGUGCGACCGCCUUACAUUGGGCUAGCUCUCAGGGUCAUGACAGAGUGUGUGAUUAUCUGUUGGAUGCUGGAUGUGAUAUCAAUGCCCGGAUCAAAAACGGCCCUACAGCUCUACACGUAGCUGUCGACUGUGGCCAUUCCCAGUGUGUACAAGUUUUUAUUAAAAGGUCAGUGUGCACAUGUUUUAAUAUAAAGGUCAGUGUGUACAUAUUUUUUUUAAAUAUCAAUGUACAUGUUUUGAUAUCAAGGUCAGUUUGUAAAUGUUUAAAUAUAAAGGUCAGUGUGGUCCACACUGACCUUUUUAUUAAAACACGUACACAUGUGGACACGUUUUGAUAUAAAGGUCAGUGUGUACAUAUUUUGAUAAUGAUAUAAGGUCAGUUUGUAUAUGUAUGAUAAAAAGAUAAGAGCUCAAGUUGAGAGCGCUGUCUGCAUAGCAGCCAUUGGUGACUGAAGUUAGGGGUCCUGUCUGCAUGGCAGCCAUUGAUGACUGAAGUUAGGGGUCCUGUCUGCAUAGCGGCCAUUGAUGACUGAAGUUAGGGGUCCUGACUGCAUAGCAGCCCAUUGAUGACUGAAGUUAGGGGUCCUGUCUGCAUAUCAGCCGCUGGUGCUUAAAGUUAGGUGUCGUCCAUUAUUAGGCCUAUAUCAACAAAACAGGGGGAGGGGUUGAAAUGUUUGACAAUUGUUGAAAUGGGGAGGGUGUGGAUUAGUUGACGUCAACAAUCAUAUUUUCUCUAUUAAAAUGUUAAUCUUAAAAACGUACUGGUUAAUACAUUAUUUUAGCAAAUUUAAUGAGUGUAAAUUAAAAUAGUUAUACCAUUUUUAAGCUUUUAACAAUAAAAGAUUUAUGUAAUGUGUGUCUGUCUGUGCAUUGCGGAUGGCUGGUCAGAAUGAUAGCAUACUUUGUUAGUGCAAGAGAGGUCAAAAGUUGGCCUCUCUUCGACUGUAAAUUAUAUUUGUCGCAAAUGACUAGGGCGGUAUGUUUGCGGUCAUGUUGCAGGUGAUGAAAUAAGGACAAGGUUCAAGGGUCAUUUUUAGUUAAGAUAAAUGGUAUUGAUAGAGUAGGAAUACGAUAUUUUGAGAAUUAAGGGCACGUAAAGUGAGUAACAAUAAUAACAUCGCUGCUUGAACGGAUUUGCAAACUCUGUAACAUUUUUUUUUUGCAUGACAGUCAUGUUAAAAUAGCAAGUUCAACAGCACCGAAAAUGCAUAAGAAAUUCCGGCUCCUCAACAAAAAAGGGUUCGACUAAUGCAAGUUGCUGCCAGGAGACAGAGAGAGCUUAUGGCAAUCAUUGCUCUCACUGACAAUCCUUCUAUUUUAAUUCUGAAUGGUUAGAUGAGGAUGAUGUUGACUUGUCUGGUAUAUCAAUUCCGCAAGAUGAAAAUGAUAAAUCAGCUACUAUGACCAUUUGUACGAUAGAUUUUUUUAUUUUAUUUUUUUGGGGGGAUAGGGGGGGGGAUGGGGUAUAUCAAUGUUGACAUAAUUACCUGGGAAGGGGGGGUCACUGUCAGUUUGAAUGUUGUUGACAGUGGGGGGGGGGAGAUUGCUUUAAAUUGUUGAUGUAAUUAAUGGACGGUGACAUAAUUACCUGGGAAGGGGGGGUCACUGUCAGUUUGAAUGUUGUUGACAGGGGGGGGGGGGGAGAUUGCUUUAAAUUGUUGAUGUAAUUAAUGGACGGUCCCUCAGUGUUUCACAUAUAGCAAGCAUUGGUAACUGAGGUUAGUGUUUCAUGAAGAGCAAGUAUUGGUAACUGAAGUUAAUGUUUCAUAAAGAGCAAGUAUUGGUAACUGAAGUUAGUGUUUCAUAAAGAGCAAGUAUUGGUAACUGAAGUUAGUGUUUCAUAAAGAGCAAGUAUUGGUAAUUGACGUUAGUGUUUUAUAUAUAGUAUAUAGCAAGCAUUGGUAACUGAAGUUAGUGUUUCAAAAAGAGCAAGUAUUUGUAACUGAAGUUAGGUUUUAAUAUAUAGCAAGCAUUGUUAACUGAUGUUAGUGUUUCAUAUAUAGCAAGCAUUGGUAACUGAGGUUAGUGUUUCAUAUAUAGCAAGCAUUGGUAACUGAAGUUAGUGUUUCAUAAAGAACAAAUGUUGGUAACUUAACUUAGUGUUUCAUAUAUAGCAAGCAUUGUUAACUGAAGUUAGUGUUUCAUAAAGAGCAAGUAUUGGUAACUGAAGUUAGUGUUUCAUAUAUAGCAAACAUUGUUAACUGAAGUUAGUGUUUCAUAUAUAGCAAGCAUUGUUAUUUGAAGUUAGUGUUUCAUAUAUAGCAAGCAUUGGUAACUGAAGUUAGUGUUUCAUAAAGAACAAGUAUUUGUCCCUGAAGUUAAUUUUUCAUAAAGAGCAAGCAUUGGUUACUGAAGUUAGUGUUUCAAAAAGAACAAGUAUUUGUACCUGAAGUUAGGUUUUAAUAUAUAGCAAGCAUUGUUAACUGAUGUUAGUGUUUCAUAUAUAGCAAGCAUUGGUAACUGAGGUUAGUGUUUCAUAUAUAGCAAGCAUUGUUAAAUGAGGUUAGUGUUUCAUAUAUAGCAAGCAUUGGUAACUGAAGUUAGUGUUUCAUAUAUAACAAGCAUUGGUAACUGAAGUUAGUGUUUCAUAUAUAGCAAGCAUUGGUAACUGAAGUUAGUGUUUCAUAAAGAGCUAGUAUUUGUACCUGAAGUUAGUGUUUCUUAUAUAGCAAGCAUUGGUAACUGAAGUUAGUGUUUCAUAAAGAGCAAGUAUUGGUAACUGAAGUUAGUGUUUCAUAUAUAGCAAGCAUUGUUAACUGAGGUUAGUGUUUCAUAUAUAGCAAGCAUUGUUAACUGAAGUUAGUGUUUCAUAUAUAGCAAGCAUUGGUAACUGAAGUUAGUGUUUCAUAAAGAACAAGUAUUUGUCCCUGAAGUUAAUUUUUCAUAAAGAGCAAGUGUUGGUAACUGAAGUUAGUGUUUCAUAUAUAGCAAGCAUUGGUUACUGAAGUUAGUGUUUCAUAAAAAGCAAGCAUUGGUAACUGAAGUUAAUGUUUCAUAAAGAGCUAGUAUUAGUACUUGAAGUUAGUGUUGCACAUAUAGCAAGCAUUUGUAACUGAAGUUAGUGGUUCAUAUAUGGCAAGAAUUGGUAACUGAAGUUAGUGUUUUAUAUACAGCAAGCAUUGGUAACUGAAGUUAGUGUUUUAUAUAUAGCAAGCAUUGGUAACUGAAGUUAGUGUUUCAAAAAGAGCAAGUAUUUGUACCUGAAGUGUUUCGUAUAUAGCAAGCAUUGGUAACUGAAGUUAGUGUUUCAUAAAGAGCUAGUAUUUGUGUCUGAAGUUAGUGUUUCAUAAAGAGCAAGCAUUGUUGACCGAAGUUAAAUUCUACAUUGCCCUGUUCAAUUAUUUUUUUCAGAGGUGUUGAUCUAAAUGCUUGUACUGAGAGGGGCGACACUCCUUUGCACCACGCAGCAUAUCGAGGUUAUUUAGAGAUUUUGUCUUUGCUGACCAAAGCUGGUGCUGACCCUUGUCUACGGAAUGUGCAUGGUAUGACCCCUUUGGAGGAAGCGUGUGCCAAGAAACACAGUGAUUGCGCCCAACAUUUAUUAAACUACAUAACUCAAAGAAAAGGUCAGCAUAUUAAUUACUCAGUUCUAAAAUAAGUCAUUAAUUUUCUGAAUUGUAUGAUUACUUUUUAAAUCAAAUAUAAUGUUAUAUUAAAUGUACUAAUGUUAAAUAUGUAGAAAAAAAACAUUGAAAAUAGUUAAAUCUCACAGUUUAUAAUUGAAAUUUAAGCUUAAAUGUUUAAUCAACAUUUCAUUAUCAAAUAUUAGAUUGCUAAACCAAAUCAUCAGCUUUCCCGAAAAUGUGGAAAUUAUUGUAGGCUAUGAAUUGUAUCACAUAAUAGUAUAGGCCCACUGCUAAUUGAGUCAGCUUAAAGUAUAAAAUUAAAUAAUUUCAGCUAAUAUAAAUUAUUAGUCAGCUUAAAGUAUAACAAUUCUUUACCGUUUUACUACAUGGUCUUAAUAUAUGACUGAAUUUAAUGUCAAGAACAAAUUACAUGAUAAAAUAAUAAUAAACAAUGUUGCCUGACCUAUUUACAGUUGACGCAUCAAGUUUGAAUUCUUGGAAAAAUUGUCAUGACAAUAUCUUGGAGAGAGAGUAUCAUGACUUACAACAUCAUAAUGUGACAUCACCACAAACCUCUUUGACUUUAAGAAAUUACCAAGAGGGAAAGGAGAGCCCAAAAACCAAAAAUCAUGUAUCAUUAGAUAAUAGACAUGGAAGAAACAGGUCUGGUCCUCCUAAUGUCAGUGGAGUCAUGUCUUUAGAUUCAGAUUAUUCCUCUAUGUCACUGCCUUAUACAUCCCCUGGACAAAGUGCUCCAUUUUGUGAUGUGUCUUUGCCCUCACUAGGUUGCAAAGAGGAACAAUCUAGUUUUAGUUUUGAUUCUCUUUUAAGCAAAGCUGUACCAAUAAGGGCAGAGUAUGGUUCUCCAACAGCUCAGAAACAACAAGCAAUUUGUGAUAGUAUAACGAGAGGAAGCACACUCUUAAGCCAAGAAGAAUCCCACUUUAAGGUAUCAUCUCCUCCAGCACUACCGCCACGACCAUCUUGGCUUGCUAAAAGAGACUAUCCCAUGCAAAGGGAAAACAGUGCAUCUUUCAAUGAGAUUUGUGAAAAGAUCAAAUUCCCAAGACAAAAAAAUCAAUGGACUGAAGUUUUACCCGGACUUCAAAUGAGUGAUUUUGUUGAACAACUUCAGCUGAAGGUUCUAGAACUUCAGGAACAACUUUCUACAAGUCAGACUUCCAAUGUUAAACUAAGACGAAAAGUCAGUCAAAUGGAGGCUGAGAAUCAAGUCCUGAAAGCAGAAAAUGAGCAACUCCUGAAGUCACUUGAUAAAAGAGGCACUGGCUCAUUCAGUCAAAAUGGCUAUGGCACUAAGUUCUUUAGAGAACCUGUCCAUGGAUUGUCAGAGCUGGACGAAGGUGUUCAUUCAUCAUCAUUCAUUGCAUCAUACAAUCAGAGUAAUGCAAGUAAUUUACAGUCAGGCCUCAGGAUAAGUAGAGAACCAGUUGAAACCAAUGACAAUGUAUGACAGUAUUGAGUAAGUAAAGACAUAUGACAGUAAGUAAAGAGACUGACAGUAAGUAAAGACAUAUGACAGUAAGUAAAGAGACUGACAGUAGGUAAAGACACUAUAUGACAGUAGGUAAAGACACUAUAUGACAGUAGGUAAAGACACUAUAUGACAGUAGGUAAAGACACUAUAUGACAGUAGGUAAAGACACUAUAUGACAGUAGGUAAAGACACUAUACUUUAUCACCAAGAUCAAUUUGAGAGCAAAAUUGUACUUGCAAAUUGCAAGUACAGUUUAGAGGUACAUUUUUUUAGAAGGGAUAUCAUUAAUGUAUUGAAAUACUCAGCUAUUUAGGGCUUGGAGUAUUUCUUGGUAAUAUUUAUUUAUGCUGUGAUGUUUUUUUUAAAUUAAAGACCAAAUUGUGCUUUCUAAAAGUUAAUUAGAGAAUAUUGUGUGAAAAUGUGUGAUGUUUAAAACUUAAUAAAUCAAAUUUGUGUGAGAAUCAGUGAUGUUCGGUCAUUGUAAUCUAAAUGGUGCUAUCAAUUUUUAUAUGUGAAAAUGUAGUAAUACUGAAAGUCAUCCAUCAAUUGGAGGGGAUUGAACAGGUGGUCAAAUUAGGAGACUUAAUCAUAAUGCAUACACAAUGUUUAUAUGCAACAAAACUCAUGCAAGGACAUAUGGUUUUACUUGGAGGACUUAUGGAUUACUUGGAGGACAUCCGGUUUACUUGAUCACUAGCCAUUUCACAAGUCCUGUCCUUUUGUUUCUCUUACAACUGAGAAUAAGGAGCUGUUUUAAAUCUUGAAUGUGGAGAAUAUGCACACAUGUUAUAUGUAUUUUACAUGGGAACGUCUUAAUUAAUGAAAAACUUGAAAUGUCUAAUCCAGGUUGACUUAGAAGUGUAUGUGAAUGUUAAUACAAUAUACAAAACUGAUCUCAAGUGAUUUUUUUUUUUUUAAAUGUAUGUAUGAAGAUAAAAUUUGGAUCAUUUUUGAAUGAAAACAAUGGAAAGAAAUUAACUUUGCUUAACAAAGAUGCCAGAUGUUGUUUUGAAAAAUCUCACUCAUGAUAUAAUCUAAUGUACGUGUUAUAAUAACUCACUC
Molecule: messenger RNA, 6156 nt
Organism: Lymnaea stagnalis (great pond snail)
Lineage: Eukaryota; Metazoa; Mollusca; Gastropoda; Lymnaeidae
Source: the annotation of a GenBank genome assembly